Symbiodinium necroappetens is the source of this 1941-nucleotide messenger RNA. NCBI's taxonomy places the organism in Eukaryota, Dinophyceae, Suessiales, Symbiodiniaceae. The record is from the annotation of a GenBank genome assembly.
AUGGAAGCCAUUGAAGAGGCCCGGCUUUUUGCACAAGGGAAAGUCCAUGAUCGUAUUGGGAGCAUCCGUGCAAGAACCCGAAGGUUAAGGCAGCUGGAGGAGGAGGGGGAGCACCCUCCAGUCCUUCUGAAGGAAUUUGAUAAGGUGAAUGAGUCCAAAGUCAAUCAACGACGAGCAUCAAGCCCGGCAAUGAUGCAGGGUCAUUGCGCCGAAGAGUGCCGGGCUGACGCCUCCCCGUGCUGUGAGACAGUCCAGCCCGAGUACACCAGAGAUCGAAGCGCAGCUGGAAAGUGCCGGCCUCGACCACGGAAAUUGUCAGAACCCGUGUUGGCGUUUUCCUUCAAGACGCCUCGGGCACCAAAGCCGCUGUUGGAACGAGAUGGCUCUGUCAGCACCACCUUCCACUUGAGUCUGCCGCCUCCAAGUGCGACGAGGCCGCAGCUGAACUUCAGGCUUGAACAGCGUGCUGCUUGGAAGCCAUCACCUCCUCCAGCUCGUCGGCUGUCGAGAGACUCUUCUGUGAGCUCUUCGAGAGGCUCUGCGACGAAAAUGUGCGCACCCGUGAGACAAGGGAGCCGAAGGGACACCUGGGGCGAGACAGGCUUCGCAGGUCUUCUGGGCAGCGAAUCAGCGGAGUUCGGUGGCCUCGAAACGCAGCUGGAGGAGUCGAGACCGGACAAUCCUGCCGGGAUGGCCAAUCAAUAUUGUGCUGCACAGAUGCUGGAAGGUGCGAAGCAUCAGGACUCCGAUCGAGACGGGCAUGAGCGUCAUGCUGCCAAGGAUGAAUGGCAAUUGGACAGCGAUACCAGGGAGGAUGUUCGCCGGUUGUCUUCAGCGGAGCAUGCCAAGUGGAGGUCCAGCUUCAACCGCUACCGACAUGAUGGAGAAAUCCAUUUGGACGACUUGUCAAGGGCUUUGGCGCACUGUGGAUUUCGUGAUCGGCGGCCUGCACUAAUUGAAGAAGCGUGCAGGCAAGUAACGCGCUUUGCAACGUUAGACCGAGACGAAUUCACGAGCUUCGUGUGCCUGUACGAGUCUGAGCUGUUAAACCUCUACCGAGCUGAGUUCACCAAAUAUGAGGAUGCAGGACACAUUGCAGUAGACAGCUUUGCGCCGUUGUUGAAAGAGCUUGGGCUGGAACCACGUCAGAUCGUCCUGGAUGAGCUUGUGGCGGAAGUCUGUGGCUGCGGGCAGCAGCUUUUAAGCUUUCCUGAUGUCGCGAACAUGAUGGAGCUGCUUCGAGAGCGCGAAGGCUUUCGGCUGACGGAGCUGGAGAGAUUUCGCAAGGUCUUUCACGACUUUGACAGCGAUGACUCUGGAGACAUGUCCGCAAGCGAACUUGUCAGCGCGAUGGGCUGGUUGGGGUUUCCGACUUGCAAUGAGCUUGUUCGCGACUUUUAUCAGACGAGCGACCUCAACGGCAAUGGUGUUUUGAGCUUUUCCGAGUUUGUGAUUUUCUUGAGCCACAUCCAGGACCGAGAGCUGGUCUCAAUCCGUGAUUUCCUCGCCCAGAAGUCGAAGGAUGGCAAAAUCUCCACGUUGUUGGAGCUGGAGGCGGUGCUGCGUUGUCUGGGGUACUUCACCUCUACUGCUGCGAUUACCGAUGCUCUGCAAGAAGCAGGCUUUUGCACCAAAGCAGAGGUUGCUGUUCUCCGCCUGGAUUGGCAAGGCAUGCGACUCGACGUCGAUGACAUCUGCGCUCUGCUGCAAUGCCUGCGAAGUAGGGAAGGUUUCACAGAUGCGCAGAUGGAUGACCUGCGGCAGGCCUUCUGGCAAAGUGAGCCGAAGGAUGAAGACAGGAUUUCCACGAGUGGUGGGUUACACAAGGCAGGAUGGCCCCAAGGGUUCCGAGAUGUCGUUUCUCCUCUUGGUGUGCUAAAAGAACUUGCUGAUGUUGAGGGGCAAGUUCCAGCCGACCUCGCUGGCGAGAGCUUGUCAUGA